Anguilla anguilla (European eel) is the source of this 4854-nucleotide messenger RNA. RefSeq names its product sphingomyelin synthase-related protein 1-like. Gene Ontology annotation, biological process: ceramide biosynthetic process. The transcript is spliced from 6 exons. Gene Ontology annotation, molecular function: sphingomyelin synthase activity; ceramide cholinephosphotransferase activity; protein binding. Bases 447 to 1667 code for a protein of 406 amino acids. Gene Ontology annotation, cellular component: Golgi membrane; endoplasmic reticulum membrane. Lineage: Eukaryota; Metazoa; Chordata; Actinopteri; Anguilliformes; Anguillidae. The record is from RefSeq and is a predicted model, not a curated record.
CCCAGAAGUGAUACAGUCUGCCUCUGUGUCAUAAAGAUGUUUUUCGUGAAUGCCGACUAUCGGCGAUGGUGUUUGCGUCUCAUGCAAAGCCUGAACAUCCUGGAUAGGCAACCCAAGGCACACACGUCUGGGAGGCGUGGCUGUGUGUUGCGAAAACCCGCACGAGUUCCUUCAUUUAAGGUUAAUUUGUGCUUCGCCAGCACUGCUUCGCCAGUGGACGCCACAGGGAGCAGAAUUACCGUCAAAGCGCUGGAAGCCGAGUUACCGCUAAAGCGCAUCCAGCGGGAGGGCAGCUCUCGCGCACGGAAACGCACGCGCGGUGCUGCUGACGUUCCCCUGCUCUUCCCACAGUAAGGUGUCCAAUGCAAAGGAAAGCAGGACGGGGUCUAUUAAAGCUGUCAGAUCGGAAGAGGUAAUAACUUCUCAGUCAGGUAGCGUGAGCAGAAAUGGCAGGGACUCAGGUGAGCGUGCGUCGGUGGACCCCGAAGCACGUGGCCCGGUGGCUGAAGGAGGAGGGGUUCUGCGACUACGUGGACCUGCUGUGCAACAAGCACCGGCUGGACGGCACCAGCCUGCUGACGCUGACCGAGUACGACCUGCGCUCGCCGCCGCUGGAGCUCAAGGUCCUGGGCGACAUCAAGCGGCUGAUGGUGUCGCUGCGGCAGCUGCAGAAGCAGAACAGCGACGUGCUGGAGGACCUGGGGCUGGGCUGCGACGGGCACACGCCGCCCGGCGACUGGCUGCGUAACGGCGACUCCGGGCGGGACUGCGACGGUGGCGGCGGCGGCGGCCUGCAGGGGGAGCCCUUCCACCAGUACACCAACGGCAAGUGCAAGCAGCACGCGCGGCGCCUGGACCCGGAGUACUGGAAGACCGUGCUGAGCUCCGUCUACGUGGUCUUCGUCUUCGGCUUCACCUCCUUCGUCAUGGUGAUCGUGCACGAGCGCGUGCCCGACAUGCGCACCUACCCGCCCCUGCCCGACAUCUUCCUGGACAGCGUUCCCAGGAUACCGUGGGCCUUCGCCAUGGCCGAGGCCUGCGGCGUGAUCCUCUGCAACAUCUGGCUGCUGGUUCUGCUGCUGCACAAACACAGGUCCAUCCUGCUGCGGCGGCUCUGCAGUCUCAUGGGCACGGUGUUCAUGCUGCGCUGCGUCACCAUGUUCGUCACCUCCCUGUCCGUGCCGGGGCAGCACCUGCAGUGCUCGGGAAAGAUAUACGGCGACAUGUGGGCCAAGCUCCGGCGCGCGGUGGCCAUCUGGAGCGGAUUCGGGAUGACCCUGACGGGCGUGCACACCUGCGGGGACUACAUGUUCAGCGGCCACACCGUCGUGCUCACCAUGCUCAACUUCUUUGUGACCGAGUACACACCAAGGACCUGGAACUUCAUUCACACCCUGUCCUGGGUUUUGAACUUGUUCGGAAUCUUCUUCAUCCUGGCCGCCCACGAACACUACUCGAUCGACGUCUUCAUCGCCUUCUACAUCACUACGAGACUCUUCCUGUACUACCACACGCUGGCCAACACGCGGGCCUACCAGCAGAGCCGGCGGGCGCGCAUCUGGUUCCCCAUGUUCUCCUUCUUCGAGUGCAACGUCAACGGGCCCGUGCCCAACGAGUACGGCUGGCCCUUCUCCAAACCCACCUUCAUGAGGAGGCUGAUUGGUUAGCUAGCUCUGCUUGCCCCCCUGUCCUGCACGGGGAGGGGGGGGGGGGGGGGGUCCUUGUGGGUGGUGCGGAGAGCCUGUGCAAGUUGGAGUUGAGUGGCAGCUGGCGCCCCCCCCCUCGUGUAUAAAGUUGCUGGUUCUGUGGGCUCGUCUAGUUCUUGCGGUGAUUUUGUUAUUUGCAAUACUAACGUGCUACUGAACUGACCCGUCCCGGUUCGGUCCUGGCGAUGCCGGAGGCUGUCGGGGUGUCCUCAGCGACACGCCAGUCCGACUGCUCUCCCAGCGGCCUGAGUGAAGGGAUUACAUACAAACGCUCAUCAGCCAUGUACCGUGACGUUCUGUUUCCAGCUCCUGCCUGUCCUCUUCGUAAACAGAUGUCAUGAAAGAGGAGGACUUUUUAGAUCUCCAAUUCAGGGUAUAGCAACGAAAUAAAAAAUAAAAAGAUUAAAAAUGACAUUCCUACUCACCCCCACCCCACCUAUGUACUUUUCAUAGGCCCUGAUAUGACCUCAGUGAAAGUGUAGAACUCGGAACAAAUUGCAUACGUGUAUUAAAGCUAAUUUUUCUGCCAUUGCGGUUAUUAAUGAUUCUAUUAAGGUCUUGACAUUUGAAAGGAUAUGAAAAGUCACAGGAACUGUUUACAGCUCCUGGUUCUCCACCUUUUCCAAGAUGAGAUAUACCACAUAUUAUAAACAAGGGAAAUUUUAAAAGGAAAAAUAAGGCUUUUCCUUGUAGACUGUAAUUUUUUUAGUGCAGACAAAAAGUAUAAACACGAUGUUAUGGUAUUUUCAAAAACUAUAGCAUUGUUUUUUUUUUUCCCUUCAUCUUUUCUUGCACGAGACAGAACGUGGAAAUUCAGCUUGCUGUUUAACUGCAGUAAGCUAAACUAGCGCAAAGCAAAAUGCUGUAGCAUUCCUUUGUAUUGUAUCGGUGUUGCCGAUAGACCAGUGUUGACACGUAAAAACGAAUCAUCCGUUGUUCAUUGUGCAUUUUCGAAACAACUGCUUUGCAGGAAUUUCCCUUUUUUAUUUUAUAUUUGUAUUGUCUGGUGACAGUUCUACUAGAUCACAGCUUAUUAUUUUUUAAAACGAUUAAUUUUGAUGAUUCUAAAAAUGACUAAUAGCAACGUGUUACUUUGUUCAGAUGAUGCCAAAAUAUGGGAUAUUACACAUUCUCAUUGCCAAUAUAUUUUCAGUGUUAUAUAUUGUAAUUCCUUCAUUUGCGACAUUUUCCCUGUUGAAGUUUGAGCCGUUUCGCUUGGGUGCCAGUGAUGUGACAUCACUGAUGUACUGAGCAAAGGAAUUAUAAACUUGAUAACUUCCCAAAGUUUACAACUCAACUGGAUAUUGUACAAACCUCGUAAGCAAAUCCCAUAUACAAACAAACAGUAAACUUACAGUAGGGGAAGAUGUGUCUGCAUAUCCCUCUAAUAGAAAUAUGUUUAUUUUCAAAUGUAAUGUUAGCAUUUUUUCAAUUGUGUAAAGUAUUUAUGUUUUAAAUGCAAGUUAUAGCAUGUACUGGAACAGGAGUGAAGGUUUACAUAAGGACACCCAUGCCACUUAAAAUAUGUAGAGUUAAGUUGUGCAUUCAUUCCUGAGAAUGGUUUGAAGUGUUUUUUUUUGUGGUUAUGCAAAAAAAAAAAGUAUGAAAGCAGACAAAGAUUUGUUUGGGACUGUGAGACUGCUCUGUAGCCUUGUUUAAUUUUUAUUUUGGCCUUAUUUAAGUAUAGCAGAAUAGAAAUCUUUGGAUGUUAUGACCUGUGUAUUUGACCAUAAGGACAAACUUGAAAAUUUACAGUAGUACACAAUGGGGCUGUAUAUGUGAUUUACAGUAGUACACAAUGGGGCUGUAUAUGUGAUUUACAGCAGUACACAAUGGGGCUAUAUAUGUGUGUAUACAAACGGUGGCUGCUUCAUUGUCCUGCUCCCAGUAUAUAUUUAAUGGUGUUGGUUCUACUCCGCCCAUUACAUAUAGUUACAGGGCUGCAGCAGUUAUAAUAUAAUUUUAUAAAGGUUAUUUUCCCACUCAGAUGUGGGGCUGGGUUCCUGUGUGCAGGGUGAGUUUGUUCCAGCUGAGCUCUUUCCUUAUGAGGUUUGAUUGAACUGUUCAUUGAAUACUGACCCCCGAUUCUUCUCACUUCACAGGUACCGGCUAUUUGUUUUGUCUUCUGUAAAAGUUAAGUUUUGUUGGUAAAGAUUUUCUGCUAAUGGUAUGUAUUUCUGAAACAUAUUUCUGUUAUUUUAUGUUUAGGACAAGAACUGUCAAUGGUCAGUGUUAAAUGCAGAUCAUUAUUCAGUUAAUGUCUCUCAAACUUAGAGUAAACCAUUGAAUAAAAACAUUUCUCACUGUGCCCCUCCGACAAGCAUUGACACCGAUACACUACUGUAAAUGUAUGUUGGAGUUCAGCUGAUAUUAGCCAACUAUUUCCCAAUAUGUCAGUAUUUUUGAGACGCUAUUAAAAUGUCUUUCAGAACAACAGUCUGGCCUGGAUUCAACCAACAUUUGUCCUUAACUUUGACUCCGAAUGAAAUGCAAGUGUUUGGUUUAUUCCUCACAAGUGCAGCUUGCCAAGUUGCAUUUUAUGGUUCCUGAGAUUGCCAAACUGUGUUUGUGAAGAAAACAAUGAACGCUUCAUUUUAAUCUGCCAGUCAAAGGGAAGGACAAGUGGGGACUGCAUCCAGGUCUCCAACUCCUUGUUGAGAGAAUAUCUCACUCAUCCGUGCAUCAGUGCAUAUCUGAAGUUCAUCUGAAUGAUAGAAUUAUUAACGGUAAUAAUUGAGCCUCAUUGCAGAGCCUAACGCAUCAAGCAUCUCAAUAGCCAUGACAUGCGCUACUGUGCUUCUGCAGCGUAAGCUCCCAAGCACAGUCUCCCACACACGCCAGGCUUCUGUCGCCGAGCAAGACCUUGCUGUUACAGAUGCUAUAAGAACAAUUUAAUGAUUAGCCUACUGUAUGCUUAUCUGAUAUCUCUUUGGAGCAUCCAAAGAACCAGCACUUUUUAUUUCAUAAUUUUGCAGUAGUCAUGUUUUUUCGGUACUGGUACAAGUAUUUUAUUUAUUUUUGAGGGUUGUGUAUUGUUGGUGGAAAGACUACUCUAGCAAUAAUUCUCAUUGUGUAUUGGGUUUGUUGUAUGCGUUUUGUGUAUGAUGCAUCUCCGCAGCUAUUAAAAUUGUACACUACAAAAAUGCAA